GAUCACGGUCGUUUCACAGUGUUUCUCACUUAUUUCUUAAGAAGUUGCUAACCAAUGUCUUACAAUACUUCAUAGUAAUAGAAAACCGCAUCGAUUAGUAAUUGAUCAUCUCUAUUUUAUCUAGCAUAGUUUCAUAAUGACGGCCUUCGAGGAAUUCGGAGUGCUAUCCGAGUUGGGAAAGGCCAUCGAAGAAAUGGAUUGGAAUCUGCCGACUGAUGUCCAAGCUGAAGCUAUCCCACUAAUUUUAGGUGGCGGAGAUGUACUCAUGGCAGCCGAAACAGGCAGCGGUAAAACCGGUGCCUUUUGUUUACCAAUCUUGCAAAUUGUAUGGGAGACAUUAAAGGAUAUACAAGAAGGGAAGUCUACUAAAGUAAUAUCCCAAACUUCAUCCGAGUGGACAAUGUCGUUUUUUGAUCGAACGGACGCUUUGGCAGUUACUCCUGAUGGAACAAGAUGUCAAUCUCGUGACCAGCAGGGUUGGCAUGGGUGUAGAGCUACUAAAGGCGUCCAUACAAAAGGAGCUUAUUAUUAUGAGGCCACUGUCACGGAUGAAGGGCUAUGCCGUGUUGGCUGGUCUACUCAAGCGGCAAGACUGGAUCUGGGCACUGAUAGAUUGGGCUUUGGUUUUGGUGGCACUGGCAAGAAGUCCAAUGCAAAACAAUUUGAUGACUAUGGCAGUGCUUAUGGCAAGGGUGAUGUGAUUGGUUGCAUGUUAAAUAUCAAUCAUAGUGAGAUCAGAUACACAAAGAAUGGAGAAGAUCUAGGAGUAGCAUUUAAAUUAGACCAGGCACGAAAGUCGGACUGUUUCUUCCCUGCAGUUGUACUUAAAAAUGCUGAAAUGAGUUUUAAUUUUGGCGCUACCCCCUUUAAAUUUCCACCACCAAAAGAAUAUUUUCCAUUAAGUGUAGCACACAAAGAGUAUGUCAAGAAUAAUGUUGUGACAGCUACUGCUAUUUCAGAUAGCAAACCUGUGAAUAAUGCACCACAAGCCAUCAUCAUUGAGCCUUCACGUGAAUUGGCAGAACAAACAUGUACACAAAUAACAAAAUUUAGGAAGUAUAUAAACAGUCCAAGAGUACGGGAGCUGCUUGUGGUGGGUGGCAUUAAUAUUAAAGAUCAGAUCAAUCAACUUAAUUCUGGAGUGGACAUUGUUGUGGGUACUCCAGGCCGGCUUGAAGAUCUUAUUCAAGGAGGUUAUUUAGCAUUAACCCACUGUCGAUUCUUCGUGCUGGAUGAAGCAGAUGGUUUGUUAAAGGCGGGGUAUGGUGAACUGAUUGAAAGACUUCACCGCCAAAUACCAAAGAUUACGUCCGACGGCCGCCGAUUACAAAUGGUGGUGUGUUCCGCUACUCUGCACGCCUUUGAAGUGAAGAAGAUGGCGGAGAAACUGAUGCAUUUCCCAACUUGGGUGGAUCUCAAAGGUGAAGAUGCUGUUCCAGACACUGUGCAUCAUGUGGUCGCGUUGAUUGAUCCACAGAAGGAUCGCCUCUGGGAGACCCUGCGAAAGCACGUGCAAACUGACGGUGUGCACUCAAACGAUAAUAUCCGCAGUGGUAACACGACGCCGGAAACAUUAUCUGAAGCGGUGAAAAUAUUGAAGGGAGAGUACUGCCUUCGAGCCAUCAAGGAACACAAAAUGGACAGAGCCAUUAUUUUCUGCCGCACUAAACUAGACUGUGACAAUAUGGAGCGGUACUUGAAAUCGUAUGGUAACGAAUUUUCGUGCGUGUGUCUGCAUGGAGACCGCAAACCGGCCGAGCGCAAGGCAAACCUUGAAAAAUUCAAGCAGUCCCAAGUGAAGUAUCUUAUCUGUACGGACGUCGCUGCUAGGGGCAUCGAUAUUUCUGGUUUGCCUUUCAUGAUCAAUGUAACUCUGCCUGAUGAGAAGUCAAACUACGUACAUAGGAUCGGCCGCGUCGGCCGCGCGGAACGUAUGGGUCUUGCUAUUAGUCUCGUAUCUAAUGUACCAGAGAAGGUGUGGUACCACGGUGAAUGGUGUUCAUCGCGAGGUCGUAGCUGCUGGAAUACUAAUUUAAUUGACGACAGACCCAAGGGUUGCUGUAUGUGGUACAAUGAGAUGCAGUAUUUAGCGGACAUUGAGGAGCACUUGAAUAUCACCAUCCAACAGGUGGAAACCAAUUUGAAAGUACCAAGCAAUGAAUUUGAUGGUAAGGUUGUUUACGGUCAGAAGAGGAAACAAAUUGGCACUGGAUAUCAGGACCAUGUUACUCAAAUGGCUCCAGUUGUGCGUUCACUGCAAGAAUUGGAAUCUCAAGCCCAGCUUUAUUAUCUAAAAAUGCAUCAUAAUGUUACCGUUGCUUAAACGUUUCUAUGGAUAUUGAGAUCAUGCAUUUAAUCCCUAGAAUUAGGCACAGUAUUUAUAAAUGUAAUAGCUAACUGAGUAAAGAUUUGAUAUUUGUGA
This is a messenger RNA of Achroia grisella, 2422 nucleotides long. It is a transcript of the gene Ddx1, whose product is annotated as ATP-dependent RNA helicase Ddx1. The record is from RefSeq and is a predicted model, not a curated record. Gene Ontology annotation, molecular function: ATP binding; protein binding; RNA helicase activity. The transcript is spliced from 13 exons. Lineage: Eukaryota; Metazoa; Arthropoda; Insecta; Lepidoptera; Pyralidae. The coding region runs from base 137 to 2323 and encodes 728 amino acids.